AGGGGAACGAGGGAGGGCGGAUGUCCGAAUGAGAAACUGCUGCUGCUGCUGGAGCAGGAGGGGGGAGUCCGUGUCGUGUUGGUAGUUUAUCAACAAAUCACCGUUGUUUCUUCGAGGACUUCACCAUCUUUUUUUUUUUUUUACGACACUUUCCCGUCCUUCGCUCUUUAGACCUCUGCUGUUAAUCCGUUUAGUCGCUCUCUGCUGACAACUAGCGGAUCGCAAACAGCUUCGCGGUUUGUUUGUUUGUGUGUGUGAUUUAACGAGAGAUUAUUGUUUGUAGAGAAUCUCAAAUCCCUCGCUAAGUGUGUGUAAACACCUUAAACUUCCAUCCCGACGUCCUCUGCGCGAGUUCCUUUAAUUGCUAGACGCGCCGGAUCGCUUGAUGCUUGUCAGUGAACUUCUGCAGGCGGAGGAGGCUCUAACUUCUUCACCCCAUCUCGGCUUUGAUUUUAGUCGGAGAUCAGCUUCCGCCGUUCUGCAGCUUUUAUCUCCAUAACAUGGUGAUGUUUACAAAAAAAAAACAAGAGGACUGCUCGCCCACUGUGGCGGUGAGGCCAUGCUUGAUGCGUAAUUAAGUUAUGCAUAUUCCUAAAUUUCUUAAGCCGUUUUCAAAAUCUGAUGGAAGAAAAAGCAUUCCUUGGGCCUGCCAUGGUAUCCAGACUGCCAAAAUUCGGUGGACGCCCCUCAGCUUGUGGGAAUAGUCCUGGAUGCAAUGGUUCGACAGAGACGCCUACAUCUAUGCAGCAUGGCAAGACCAGUUCAUCCGGAACACGCCCGAAUGGUCUUAUUCGACCAUCUCCAUCAUGCAUUAAAUGGAAGAAAGAUGAUAGCAUGACCUCCUCUAGCCCUAGCAUACCUGCUAUUCCAGGGGAUGGAAAUGAAGAGAAGGCACAACACCAUGCGCCCUCAUUGCCAGAAGUAAAGAAUAGCUCUCUUUCAACACCUAAAAUGCGUAGGUCAGGUGUUUUGAUGGUGGCUGCCUCCAGCCCCAAAACUGUCCCCAAGCAACUGACUAAGAUAAGUCCCAAAACGGCGAAAGUUGGUCAAAACCAUCUCAAUGGACUUUCUAAAAUAGCCUAUAGCACUUCUGGUAUUCCUGGUCGAACAGGGUCCGAGUCGCGCCUUGUGCGACCAAUGUUAGGCAUCGCCUCUCCUAGAAGUAUUUCUCAGGAUAGCCUAUCACCAUCCAUUGAGCACCAGAAGAUCUUGACAUUGGACCACAUGGUGCGUUCAAACAGCUUCACUCACUUCAAACAGAUUCCCUCGCCCACCUGUGAGCCGAUGACUCGGUCUUUCUCCUUCAAUCGGGCUGUGGAGUUAGCCAAGCCUCUGGCCAACACUCAGCUUCGGCCCCCUCGCAGUAGUUUUCUCAAACCUCCAAGGGUCAGCAAUGGGAGAUUGUGUUUAGGGCUGAACGGCAAGCUUGGAGGUGCAGGUUCAGGUUUUCACUACAGCAAAAGCCUUCCGGCUGACUCCUCCCUGCCCAACCCAUCUUUCCCUGCAGUGGCCACCCCUCCCCGAGUCUUGAGGAAACCUCUGCUCUCCAGUUCUGGCCUGACAAAGCCAUUGGCUAACAGUGUGGGGUCUUUGGGUCACAGAUCGGCUCCAGCGGCACAGAAACAGCAGAAGUCUCCUUUAUCAGAUGGGCUCAAAGAGGGCAUUCGAUCCUCAGUCUCAUCUGAUUGUGAUGGACCUCUGAGGAUAUCUAAAGGUGCUGAGUCAGCUGGUGAGGGUGGAAAAGCAGACUCAUCCAGUGACAGUGGUGGAAGCUCUGGAACUGGAAAUGGACCAGAAAGAGACGUUCAUGACCAGAGCUCUGUCCAGAUGGCGACUGAGACGCCGGAGGAUAUGUCUUUAUCUUCUGUCUCUUCGUUGGAAAGAGGUGACAUCAGUGAAGAGUUUCUAGAUGAUUUUGACUACGCAGGAGAUGUUUUUAGUGAUGGAGACAUGCCCGGCAGCACUACUCAAACCCUUUUGCAGAGGUUUCCCAGUGAGAACACAGACUGGGAGCCUGCAGAACUGACAGGCAAUAAAGAAGAGACCCCUAUGCAGGAGAUGCAAGAAUCUACGCAGGAAUCGUUGGUGUUGUCUCCCGUGCAGAGUGAUGCUCCUCAGGGUUCCUCAGUUGAGCUAUCACCCUCCAAUAGCUCUGGUGGGACCUAUAUGUGGGAUGAAGAAGGUCUUGAGCCUCUAGGGGAGCCCAAGUCUCCGUUAGAAAGCUAUGAGGAUUCAGAAAUCAACAGCAUGGACAUCCUGAACAACCUCGGCCCUCUGGGAACUGGAGAUUUGGACGAUAAUGAUCUCAUGCUGGAUGUGGACCUCCCAGAGGAUGGCUUGCUCGACUUUGACAACAUGUCUCUCAUGGAGCGGCCAGACAGAGGUGGCCGGCAGGCUCAGCGACGCAAACAGCAUCGCUGGAGUGGUCCAGAUCACUUCUUCCAUGACAGCAGGCUUCAUUUCUUUAAUAAUUACGAUUGUCACAAGACGCCAAGGUUUCCAUCUCGGCCCGUCCAGUCUGAAGGCAAGCAGCCAGGCUUCAGACCAAUGCUGGAUGAGCUCACUCUCGAACACAUGACACAGGACUGCAGCGUGCUGAGGAAUCAGCUGCUGGGGCUCAAGACGCUACUGCAGCUUGAGGAAACAGGGUCUCCAGCAGAUGUUUGCGAGCAGACGGAAGACAAUGCCGCUGCGCCACAGAUUGAGGCCCUGGUUAAGGAAGUGCAGGUGCUCAGGGAGGAGCUGAGAAGUAGAGACAAGACCAUAGCUCUGCUCACUGUGCAGUGCCAACAGCUACAACGACAUCAUCAGCAGCGGGAACAAAUGCCCCAUGAGGGACGACAGGUUAGAUGUCAGUGCCGCCACCAGGAGGAUCCUUCUUCACUACAGCGGGAUGAAAAACGGACGGACAAACGGAUGCAGCACCAUGACAAGGCUACCCAGACAAACUGGAGAACACAGAGCCAUCCUCCUCGAAUGCUACAGCCUUUCAACCCCUAUCUCAACGAGCAGCCGCACCAGGAAAGACUAAUAAAAACUCCCCCCACCGAGGGCCACAGUGAGCUCACAUGGAGCAGAUCAGAGGAAGCGACUUGCAUAGAUAAUGACCGUCCUCUUGAAGCUGCCAAAGUAGAUGUGUCAGGGGCGGCUGGCUCUGACAAGCUGAGUCAUCUGCCCAGGACCAACCUGCGCAGCCUCCGCUCCCGUGCUCCACAGGGAAUAAGUGGCAGAGACGGUCGAGCAUCAGCACCUCAGUCCGCGUCGCAGUUUGGGAGGAGAGCUCCUGCUGUGACAGCGCAGAACUCUGAUGCUCCGAGAUUAGCUCGGUCAGCCCGCCCUCGCAUGCUGCAGUCUCCUCGCAUCCACAAGCUAAUGUCUCUGCCUGCAUCCGAUUCAGGGGGUGCUGGUGGCUUUGCCUCUCUAGAAUCAGGGCGCUUUUCAGGGCCUCCGGCUUCCCAGACAAAGCAGCUGCCUCCUCCGACGAGAGGCCUUCCCUGCUUUAACGCUGAACCCCAGGUGCAGGCUCCGAAACUGUGUCAGACCUCACUCCUUCGGCCUCUCAGAACUUCAGAGCCUCGCUGAGGUUCACAGCAAAAGUUGAAAAAGGUGUCGUUCAAAGUAUUUGGGUCAGCCAGGAUCCCUUUGAAUCCCGCAUGUCUCCCAAAGCCAAAGAUAUCCCAACGAACCCAAUGAUAUUGUCAUUGAAAGUCAUCCUUUUUUUUCCCAUGUCCAUUUUAGUUGUGGAUUUGUCUUUUACCUUUAACCUAUCUGGAUAACUUAAGGUUGACAGUAAUUUUUGUUUUGUGACUGAUUAUUGGUCUAAUUUUUAAGAUCGGCUGCCAAAACUGGUCCACGUGCAUUUUGUAAAUCAUCGAAAGGUAGCAUGUGUUAGAUUUAGACGGGAUUUCAGAUUACGAGUCAGUUUCAUUAGUUUUGCACAUGUUCAUGAGUACUGAAGGUAAAAAAAAAAAACACAAAACUUUCACACUUUGCACUGAAGGCCGCCUUUCUUCAAUUUGUUUUCUUUUGCAACAGGCCUCAGGCUAAAGUCCCCUUUUAAAUUCGAGGACUGGUUGUCCUCAGACAGCUCUGCCCUUUGACACACAGGUGCGUUUGCUUUUUAAACACAGAGGUGAUGUGAUUGUGACCUCUGUUGCACUUUAGAGGGCCCAGGGGAAAAUGGGAGCGAAAAAACAAACAGUGGGACUGUAUAUAUAUAUAUACACACACAUACAUACACACAUAUUAAAAAAGGAGGGUGGAAGGAAAAGUGAAAAGCACGGCAGCAGACUGAGAAGCUAAUUUGUCAAAGCGCUCUAAAGCUUGUCACUUCCACACAGAAAGUAUGUGCAUGUGUAUACAUGAGUGAGUAAUAGUGUGUUAAUGUGUUUUGUGAAGAGGGCUUUGAGGAACAGAGGAAAACGGUUCCCAUGCUGUAGCUGCGUGCAAGGUUUUAGCUCAUUUCAGUAUAAUGCACUUGUACUUUUGGUAAACAUCGCAAACUUUACAGAUAUUACCAAAAGAGUAAUCAACCCUGUGUUGAAAAGCUCUGUGAUGGAAAUUUAGGAACAGAGAAAACGAAACUCUGGUAAUGAAGCUAUAGCAAAAAUAAUGUGCAAGGGAGAAUUUCAGAACAGAGCACUAUAAUUAGGCUUUCAGGCAUGCAAGUGUGCAUAAGUACACUACGAAAAUCCAGCGUCGACUAGUUUUGGUACUUUGUGCAUAUUUUUAGAGGAAACGUAGUGAAGAGUAAGUUUGAUAGGAAUGGAGUCGAUGUAUGAGAAAGUAUUUUUCACAUCUAAGCUAUGAAAUCUGGUCUACAAGGCAAAAACAAAAUCUGUUGAUAUUGCAAAUUAAUUUAAAAUUGAUAUAUUAAAUAAAAUUCAUAACUGCUUGUCCCAGUGUCCCAAGUAACCCCCUCAAAAUAUUUGAGAUUGUAAACUUUUUAUUCCUAUUAUUCAAAGAUUCAAUCACAUUCAGUUCAGUUUAAUAUCCUAGCGAAAGAAUAAAAACAAAUAUAGUCUCAAGGGACUUCGAAAAACACCAGACCCAGCUUCUAUUCAUAAAUAUCAAAGUCAUAAAGGGUGUCUUUAAGAUUAUUUCCUUUAACAGCUUAUGCUGCAUGUCAAGACGACACUUUGUGCUUUUACAUUUGUGGUUGUUCGAUCAUCAACUGUGACAACUGAUGAUUUCAAGUAGUUUUCUAUAUUCUACUCAUAGUCUUCUAUAGGGUUAUUCAACUAAUUUCUUCCAACGAGGUCACUUUGAGAAAUAUUUCUUUAAUCGGGGGUUAUGAUCAGACAUUUCAUUGGAGUUAACUGACCUUAAACUGGGAUUUAACUCAAGUGAGGAAUAGACUACAAGUAAGAUUUUUGAUUUUAUGACAAUUUCUCAUCAUAAUUGCCUAAAAUCUUUACUAAAAUGAAAAAUAAUCUCAUAUGACAGGGUUUAAAUGCAUCGGUACGAAAUGUAAGUAGAAAAGGACAAAACUGACUUGGAGCCAAAAACUUAAACUUAACCUUUGUUUUUUCACUCCUUCCUCCAGAUUUCCAUUAGCAAAAGGCUGCAUCACACAACUCAUUUAUCUGGUAUGCCGUUAACACCUCUUUAGCUUUAAUUACCUUGUAAAGUGACAACUUGCAUAAUAGCAACUGUUGAUAGAGAAAAAACACAAACAAAACGUGCCAUGUGUUGUUUAUCAAACAAAAAAAAGGCAUACUUCUUAACUUAAACUGCCUACUUCUAAAGGUACACUAAAUGCAGAUUGUUCUGUUAUCAUGUUUGUUUGUUUCUAAGCUGCUGUUCUUCUGUUGGCGGCUCCUUGCCAUCAUUUUUUAAAUCCUGGGGGAACACGAAAUCCUCAUGAAAUGAUAUUGGACAUAAUUUAUUUGAUUUUCAUUUUUGAUUAUUUUUUAUUGUCAUGUUAUGUGUCAUUUUCUUCCUCUAUACAGUAUGUUAAAAAAAAAAAACAGUUGUAUUUAUUUCUACAACCAGACCAAGCUGUCCUGUUUUUGUUAAAGCUGCAAACCAUGUUAAAUUAAAAUCAUCUGUGCUGUAUUAUGCGCACAGUUGCAAUGGCAAAAGGCUGCUUGGAUGCAAUACUUUGCUGGGUAAUUAAUAUAUCGAUGUCCGCAGCUGACUUUGACCUUAAUGACUAAUAUGCUAAAACGCACAGAUGGUGGUUGGAUGGGGGACGUUAUCAUGAAAGAGAAGAAUAAAGAAACUGCAACUACAAUUUAUCCUACAACAUUCCCCAACGAAACUGCAUUUGCAUGUGUUUCCUAAUAUCUUGCCUUCCUAGUUUAUCCAUAAUACAGUUCUGCUUUUUCCUAAGAAAACUAUUUUCAAAUUUUAUGGACAACCUCUUACUGAACAUUUCUAAUACUACCAAUUUGUUCCAGCUAAUGGUGGGCAGUAGCUGAAGAUGCACCAGUCACUGCAGAUCUUUCAGGAUGUGUUUAAGCUAACUGCACACUGAAAACUAUUUUAUGGGAAUUCUAACAUUUCAGAUGCGGAAACAGGGUCUCUCAAGGUAUUGCAAAAAAACAAAAAAACAACCCAUUGCCUCAAACAAGACAGUUGCAGUGGAAAGACAAUGAUAAGGAGGUAAACUCUGGUAUAAAUGCAGAACUUAGUAACAUAACAAAAGUUGAAAGCAGUUAAAUAUUAAAAUGUCUUCCCCCUAAGCCUAAUGAUCGUCCACUCAUAAUUGCAGUUUAGCAGGGAUUGUUUGAAAACGUGAAGCUGGUGUCUUAGUAUAUCUGUGCAUAGAGCAUCCAAGCAGUUUUUUCCCUCUUUGCACAUCUCUUUGGAUAGAUCAAAGGUAUUAGCAGUGUGUUUUCAGGUAGCGAGCCUUUGGGGCUUCAGUGGUCUCUCUGCAGGUGUUUCCAGAGAACUGUGUUUAUCAUCCCUUCGCAGAGUCCUUUCGCAGUCAAGCGCUCCUGAAAUGUCCCCGAAUGGAGAGCAGCAGUGUGUUAAAAAGGCCUUCUGACAGCGACUGUGCUCUCUUCUCUGUCACGCCGCGUGACCGCUCAGUGUAUGCCUCUGGCGGUGUCCGGUCUACUGCGUCCAAUAAUGCACCCCGCGCAGACAAAGUGAGACAGAUCCACACGCACACACGGAUCCAGCAAAGGGUGUGCGCUGUUAGCAAGAUGCAGAGAGCCACGUGUACAGGAAGUCUUGCUAAACUGAAGGAGAGUUGAAAGUCAGAGCAAACGCACGCAUCGUCUCACACAGCUUUCACAAAGGGCAUCACGAAAGUAUCCGCACCCCCCUAGAACCUUUUCACAUUUUGUUGCAUUUCAGCCUCCAAGCUGAAUGGACUUUAGUGUGAGUUUAAUAGAACAGUGUUUCUGAACAGUGUUGCAGGUGUUUGUAUUCAGCCCCCCCCCCCCGACAUUUUUAGAACAAUAGCUGUAUUUACAGAUUCAAGUCUUUGUGAGACAUCUCACUAAAAGCAGUGUCCUAGAGAUUAGAAAUGUUUUAUAUCUUUCCUUGUAGCUCAACUUUAGUCAGAUUGGAUGGAGAACAUCAGUUUUUAAGUUUUGCCCCAUGUUCUCGUUAUGAUUUAGGUCUAGACUUGACUUGAACCAUUCUAAAACAUGAAGACAGUGCAACUUAAACUAUCCAAUUGAAGCUUGAGCUGGGUGUCAGAGGUGGAGGUUGCAAAGGUCUCAAUUCUUUUACAACCUUCAGCGGGUUUUCUUCCAGCGCUACCCUACGGUUAUUGCAACCAUCUUCACACCAGCUCUAAUCAGCUUUUUUGUCCUGCUGGUAAAUGUUUCCCCACAACGUGAUGCUGCCAUCACCAUGUUUCAGAGUGGGGCUGGUGUGUUCAGGGGGUUUCUCCCACACAUAGUUUGUUGCAUGUAGUGAAAGCCAAAAAGUUAGAUUUUUAUCUUGUCUGACUAGAGAACUGUCUUCCAUGUGUGGAGUCCGUAUGGCUUUCUUUCGUCUAUAGAUUUUAUUUAUGCUUCUCUUCAAUAAAGUCCAGAUGUACGGAGGGCAAAAUUAAUACGGCUCGUGAUAACAGAUCUUACCACCUGAGCUGUGGAUCUCUCCCAACUACUGAUGAGUAACGGUGGACUUUUUAGGUAAAACGUUUGUUGAAAAGCCAAAGGAAAGUCUGGUUUACUCCAAUUUAAGCCUGCUUGCUGUUGCCAUGACCAGGAUAACUGAGAACUUGCACAGGCAAUGCUCAACCUGUCAGUUUAGACGGACAUAAUUGUUUGUGGUUGUGAUGUGACAAAAUUUAAAAAAAAAAGGUUCAAUGGCUGUGAAUAGCUUUUGGCAGACAAUGUACAAAUACAAAAUCAAUUUGUCUUAGAACAAACGGAUCUUGCUCCAGAUGAAAAAGAGUAUUUUUCUAGAAUGCCCCGGAAAUGGGUAGAGACGUGUUUGCGAGAAUAGGAGUGAGAGUUUAGACGGCAGACAGAGCAUCUUUGUCGGAGGGAAGACUCGACAUUGUGCCAAACCAGCCAAGCACUCAACAGUGCUCUGUGAAGCCAAGAAAAACAUUUUUUUUUUCCUAAUGAACUCGGAAACAGAGAUUGAAAGAUGCACACGGAGCACAGAAAAAGAAAAGAAAAUGCACAGCGUGAGACCCAAAAGUGGAGCACGAGGAAAGAGCAGAAGUGAUGAAAUGCUGAAAGGGAAAAUGAUCACGAUAGGCUAAAUGUUGUGCGCAGGUAAACAAAAUGCUCAAAAUAUUACCCGUGUUGUGGUCUAGCGAGUAGCCUGAUCCCCCUCAGCUGGGUCGCUCAGCAAUGCCAAAUAGGAGAUCAGUGUGGCUUAUGUUUGCUCAAGUGUGUAUAUAUGCAUCUCCAGACACCUCUGGCUGCCAAUAUUUGCAUGUGUCCGUAAGAGAGAGAGAGAGAGAGAGAGAGAGAGAGAGAAAGAGAGAGAGAGAGAAGGAUGUGUUUCUCAAGGCUUACCCAUGCCAAGUAAAAUGGAGUUGUGCUGCUUUGUUUUGCCAAUCUCCAAAUCAAUGACUCUGCAAAUUCAACAAUCAGGCCAAUCAGUCUCGCUAGCAAUGCUGUAACAAAACCACAAGCUGCUGCACCAAAUUUGAUUGAUUAGAAUAUGGGAUGUUGUCUUAAGGCCAACAAAUUACUAAGCUGCUGAGCAAAAAAAAAAAAAAAACUUCAGCAGUAUUGCACCUAAUGACACAAGAGUGCAUCAUUUUUUCUUCUAUUGUGGACCUCAGUCUCUAAGGAUGCUUUCUUGCCAUGCAAUAAUAAACUAAGUAACUGAGGAACGUCUAUGAAGUUGUAAACCGCAAAUCUGUGGCUAUUUUGAGUUUAAAGAACAUAAAGCAGUGGCAUAUGUUCACUUUUCAAGUUUUAGUGUCUUUACUGUGUGUCAAAGACGGAUCAAUAGACUGGGCACAUAAAAGAGGGCACUUACAUUUGCUGCACAUCAUUUACUUCAGCUUUACGAUCCACUGUAAUAGUUUAAUAUCUUUGAGCUUUUUGCUUUGCUUGAACAGCUAGUCAUACAACUUAAAUCAACAGUCAAAAUCAGCCCAACAUGCUAUCCAAAUGAAACUGUUUAAUUUUUGGUAAGCGUCUGGAAAAUAAAGAGAUUAUUUUGAAUGUUUGGUUUGAAGGUUGCUAUGAAACUGUUUUCCGCUCUUGUUUGCAGCCACCCCCCCCCCCACCAACUUGGCCAAGAGGGGGGGAAAAAAUAGUUAAGUGAUUAAAUGGCUCUUACAAUUUAAGAGGCUGUUAUUUCAUAGCCACCUCAACACCAUUUAAUCAUUAAUUUAAAGUUACUAUCCAGUGAUGUAUUUUUAUUUAUUUUUACUACUAACCAGUGUGUAAUUACAAUUAAAAGCACAGCUGGAUUAUGAUGUAUGGGUUGUCAUGGCAGUAUGUCACAAAAUACAAUAUAAAAAAAAGUAUGAGGAAGAAAAAAAAAAGCUAAUUCUGCUUUGAGUUUAUUGAUGUCAAUGACAUCACAAAAGAAUCAAGCUAAUCAGAUGGCAUUAGUUAACAUUGUGGCAGACCGGUGACUUUUGACUAACUUAAUCUGGGAUUUGAAGCAUUAAACUGUGGUGUGAGUUGCUAAUGGUGCAACAUUACACGUUUGAGCCGGGGGCCUGACACUUAAACCAUGAUAGAUACUCAUGUGCGUCGUCAAAGCCAAUGUGACGACGGCAAUGGAUCUCAAAUCGGUUUAUAUGCCUGUUUCAGUUUCGCGGACGGGUUUUAAAAUCUUCGAAAAUCAAAUCUAGCAAGUCCAGUCUGCUCUGCUCCUCUUCACAAAAUGAUUCCAUGUGUUUUAUUGUUGCCAAAUUUAUCCUUUUUCAAACAAAUAGUGUUCUGAAAUAUUUUCCUACAGCCGUACAUCACGCACGUAUUUGAAGGCUGGUCUUUGCUUUAAAGGAGCAAGCAAAGAGGGAGAAAACUGAGAACUGCAUUAUGAUCUGUCGCUUUAUCUCGUGUGUGAUUUCGUCAGUGGCAUGUACAGGGAGGCUUGGUUUCGAGGGGUUAUAUAUUUUCUUGAGGAAAUAAUGAUUUAGAAAAGGUGGUAAAACAAGUAGAAAAACCGGACCAUGAAAUACGGAUCUUUAGGUGACAAGCUAUAGCGGAGGUGUGAGUUAUUCAUUUCACAGAAAAUACUGGCUAGCAGCUUUGAGAAAAACUCAGAUCUGGACAAUGAAAACAUGCCUUUGCUCAAAUUCUGGCUGCGUGCGCUCGCAACACUAGAUUUUACAUAAUCUGCUAUUACUUGUACAUCAUGAAAUUCAUUACUCAAAGGAUUGUCUUGUCAUGUUCCAGGGAGCCGAAUUGCCAACAAGUAGUGUUGCUGUGUUCUCAGAUAAUGCUCCACAGUGAAGCUGUUCCUAUAUCCUCCCAUAUUAUGCAAGGUUGCUGUAUGUUACAUCUAGUAUAUCCGCUGCUCUCAGCUAUUAUAAGGACUCUCUCCGAUGUAGAGUGCAAUGCUGUGUAAGGAAAAAAAAGUGAGCAUAUUAAACUAGAUUUUUAGCACCAGUUUUAUGCAAAUGGGAAGAAAGCAUCUUUUAUCUUUUUUUAAAAGAUAUAUACCUGAAGCACUUUGAAUUGCACUCUUUGCACAAAGCAAAUAAACAAACAUCUUUGCUUUCCAGUACCUUUUUUUUUAUCCUUGUGGAGCUUUUUCAGUUUGCAAAAUCCGAUUUUGUGUGAGACAAAAGCAAAAACCUAACCUUAUAAAGAGACACACAAAAAGAAACUUUUUCAUUUCCAAUUGUAGCCGUUUCACCUUCUGUUUCUUUAAAAUGCAAUUUUAACUUAAACAGCUUAUGUUUUACAGAUAAAAAGGUGUGCUGUUGUUUUCACCAUAAAGUGUGAGUAAAAAAUAAAUAUGACGCUGCGGGAUCAGCAAGACGCCACAGGUGAACGCACACAAGCCAUUAAACUCAAAAGAAAAUAAAGAUGCUGAUCUCAAGAAGUCUCUUUUUACUGUCUGUUGCUGGUAUAUCUGUAAAAAUAAAUUUUGAUUCUGAAAGA
This is a messenger RNA of Fundulus heteroclitus (mummichog), 11492 nucleotides long. It is a transcript of the gene ccser2a, whose product is annotated as coiled-coil serine-rich protein 2a. Lineage: Eukaryota; Metazoa; Chordata; Actinopteri; Cyprinodontiformes; Fundulidae. The coding region runs from base 622 to 3582 and encodes 986 amino acids. The record is from RefSeq and is a predicted model, not a curated record. The transcript is spliced from 10 exons. Gene Ontology annotation, molecular function: microtubule binding. Gene Ontology annotation, cellular component: microtubule cytoskeleton. Gene Ontology annotation, biological process: microtubule bundle formation.